Messenger RNA from Salmo salar (Atlantic salmon), 1105 nucleotides. Its product is annotated as protein CUSTOS. NCBI's taxonomy places the organism in Eukaryota, Metazoa, Chordata, Actinopteri, Salmoniformes, Salmonidae. Gene Ontology annotation, biological process: negative regulation of Wnt signaling pathway; Spemann organizer formation; Wnt signaling pathway. The record is from RefSeq and is a predicted model, not a curated record.
ACCCAUAGUGCAUUGCUUUGUAGCCACACGUGCUCGAUCCAACAUGUCAGCGCCUGUUGGGACGAUGGCCGAAGACGCAAGCAGUGAAGAUGAAGAUCUAGAACAUUUUAAGGAAGCAGCUUGGAGUUUUGGCACAUAUGGAACUAAUGGUACACACAAUGCCAACCCGGCAGAUGGGGUAAGCAAUGUCAAGCAAUCCCGUCGUGUGGCUGUAUCUAAACAUGAACAUGAUGGGAACGAGUUGCAGACGACCCCGGAGUUCCGUGCGCACGUUGCAAAGAAAUUAGGGGCUAUGCUUGACAGUUGUAUUUCAGUGAUCUCUGCAGAAACAUCAAGACCCUGCACAGAGUCAACCAAAUGUGAAGAUGGUUUCCGGCUGUUCACCACAUCUGUCCCAGGAGAAUUUACUAUUGAGCCCCCUCCUCCUGUAAGGCGCAGGCCCAUCCCCAGCUCAAGUGACAGUGACAGUGAAAUGGAAAUGAGACUGAGAGAGGCAGCAGUGUCAGUCACAGACCUCCUAUCAGCAGCUCUCCCCAGCGCGGUUACACAUUCCCUGCCGGAGUCCCCCAGCUCAGAGAAAAUUAUGAUGAAGAACAACAAAGGAGAUGAGGCAGAAAGAGAGGACCAUAAUAACAGCCCUGUCCCUAAGAAAAGGAAAGCUCUCCAGGGGGAGUGUGGAGAGGUAGAGCACUGUGGAGAAUCCUCACCUAAUGCUAAGACCGAUGAGGAGCAGAAGAGGCCAGAAGAGGACAUUAUACCCCUGAAGAAGAAGAAGAAGAAGAAGAAGAAGAAGAAAAAGGCACAGAUGAUAGAUGGAGUGUAAAAGCACUGAGAGACUUGAGGGCUGUGAUUUGGAAUGUUGGCUGUUUGUUCUGUACUUGUGAGACCUGUUGUACUUGGGAAUCUUAUCACUGAUUAUAACAUGGUCAGGUCAUACACUCAUAUCACAGCAAUGUUGUACUACUUUGUAGAUUGCAUUCCAGAAAAUAACAAUGUGUUCUUUCAGAAAUGUGAAAUAAGUCUUUCACCAGAUAUUUGAUGACCUUUUUCUCUACCCAAUUUGUUCUAUCCCUUGUUUUUCUUAAAGGAAGUAGUUUACACUGAA